CAGCAGAGACAAACCAGACCGGCUCCCCCACGACAGCCUUCCUGGGAAAAUGUCCCUGUUCCUGCUCCUAAUCCUGCUGGCCUGCUUCCUGCCUCCCAGAACACAGGCAGGGGAGAUCAUCGGGGGACAUGAGGCCAGACGCCAUUCCCGCCCUUACAUGGCAUGUCUGAGGACAUCAAAGAAAAGGUCUGAGUGCUUAUGUGGUGGUUUCCUGAUCCGAGAGGACUUUGUGCUGACUGCUGCUCAUUGUAUUGGAAGCUUAUACAGGGUCACUCUGGGGGCCCAUGACAUCAGCAAGAAGGAGAGAACCCAGCAGGUCAUUCCAGUGAGCAGAGGAUUCCUUCACCCAAACUAUACUGCUGAGAAGUCUGCCAACGACAUCAUGCUGCUGAAGCUGGCAAGAAAAGCCAAACUGACCUCAGCUGUGCAGCUCCUCAGCCUGCCCAGCCCCAGGGCCCAAGUGAGGCCAGGACAGGUGUGCAGUGUGGCCGGCUGGGGGAGAGCUGCUCCCUAUCAUCAGAAAUCGUCAAAUAUAUUGCUGGAGGUGAAUUUGACCAUGCAGGAUGAUUAUCAGUGUCAAUCUCGUUUUCCAGAGGAAUAUAUCAAAGCCACUCAGCUGUGUGCUGGAGACCCAAACCUAAGGAAGGGUGCCUUUCUGGGGGACUCUGGGGGGCCCCUGGUAUGCAAGAAUGUGGCCCAGGGAAUUGUCUCCUAUGGAGAAGAACAUGGAGUACCUCCAGGGGUCUACACCAAGAUCUCCAGCUUCCUGCCCUGGAUACAUAAAACAAUGCAAAGGUGGAAUGGGCGCCGACUCAACAGGAAGGCACCUACCUUUCCUGUGUGAAGACCUAACUGACUCCAGCAAUGCUUGAAAUCUAUCUCUUUACUCAUUC
This is a messenger RNA of Erinaceus europaeus (western European hedgehog), 893 nucleotides long. Its product is annotated as granzyme B(G,H)-like. The record is from RefSeq and is a predicted model, not a curated record. Gene Ontology annotation, cellular component: intracellular membrane-bounded organelle; cytoplasm. Gene Ontology annotation, molecular function: serine-type endopeptidase activity. The transcript has 5 exons. Lineage: Eukaryota; Metazoa; Chordata; Mammalia; Eulipotyphla; Erinaceidae. The coding region runs from base 50 to 844 and encodes 264 amino acids. Gene Ontology annotation, biological process: proteolysis.